UUUUCAAACGGGGAAGAGUUGGAGUUAUUCUGCGACCUCUUUCAGCAAGCAGGAUGGAGAAGUCCAGGAAGAUCUUUGUCAGUGUCCUCCUGUUUGUCAUGUCUGUGGAAAUCUGCUUGGCUCAACACUGGUCUUACGGCCUGCAACCAGGAGGAAAAAGGAACGCUGAAAACCUGGUAGAAUCAUUUCAAGAGAUUGCAAAUGAAAUGGAAAAAUUAGGAGAAGUGCAGAAGACUGAAUGCCCAGGCUCGUAUCAGCAUUCCAGGUUCAGUGAUCUGAAGGAAGCCAUGGAAAGUCUGAUCGAAGGAGAAAGGAGAAACUAGACGAAAGAAGAUUUAAACCCACAAAGCCGAAUGGAACAAUGGACCCAGAAUAAAAUUUCAAAGCUAUGUUAAAAUCAAUUCCUCUUCAAAUGGCCUUUGCUUAGAUUGCAUUAUGUGAAUAAAUGCUCUGAAGUUGCAUUUA
Haliaeetus leucocephalus (bald eagle) is the source of this 465-nucleotide messenger RNA. RefSeq names its product gonadotropin-releasing hormone 1 (luteinizing-releasing hormone) (gene GNRH1). Gene Ontology annotation, molecular function: gonadotropin hormone-releasing hormone activity. Bases 54 to 323 code for a protein of 89 amino acids. Gene Ontology annotation, biological process: multicellular organism development. NCBI's taxonomy places the organism in Eukaryota, Metazoa, Chordata, Aves, Accipitriformes, Accipitridae. The transcript has 4 exons. The record is from RefSeq and is a predicted model, not a curated record. Gene Ontology annotation, cellular component: extracellular region.